GUUAUAAAUUUUGUUAUUGAUUUUUUCCACAGUUUGAAUUUUUAGAUAUUUUCAGGAUGAUGAAUUUCGAAAAUUUUGAUAUUGCUAUUCCAAGUGAACAAGUUGUUGAAGAAGAACCAGCAGCAUUAUUAGCCUUACAACGUUUUUGGCAACCAAAUCGUCGUCAACAUAGCUCAUCAUUGUUUGAUGAACUUGAUGGCUAUAAAGAAUUUUUACCAAGUGCUUCUACUCCUGAGGAAGGUGAAACUUCUGCCAAGAGAACUACGGAACAAUCUUGUGUCUGUAGUGACCAAGAAAGUGACUGUGAACUGUGUGGAGAUGAAUUAGAAACACAGGAACAUCUCAAUCAAACUGUGUAUGAUGAGGUUCUUGCAAAAGAUCGAUCACCAGUAACACUUGAUGCAGGAGCAUUAGGUGAUAUUCCAGUGAAAUAUGUAGUACCACAUUUAGAACCACAUCAACUUCCAGUAAUUGGUGUAUAUAUUGAUCCACGUGUCAUUACUGGCUUCCGUUAUCGUGUCAAGCCAUUACAAGAUUUUUAUUCAUGUCCAAUUAAAGAAGCCGCUCUAUUCCAAGGAAGGGCACUUAAAUUAUUAAGUAUUGGACGUGGUUUUGCACGACGAUUCACAUUUGAAGCCGAUCCAAACUGUUUAAAUAAUAACGAGAAUUAUUUCUGGAGUGAUUCAAGACCAGAAGGUUUUUCAUUUGAAAUUGAAGCUGUAUCUCCUGGUGAUAAAUUCACCGCCUUAGAUGCUAAUCAUGAAGCACAAGGAACACUUGAUGUUAUUCAAAAUGAGGCUCCACAAAUUGAAAUAAGCAGUGUUGUAACUCCUGAAGGAGUUGAAAAGAAAGUAAAAGUGUCCUGCCUUUGCAAAGUUGAAUGGUAUGAAGAUAAUGGUGCCGCUAAAAUCUUACCAUUUACUGGAAUUGCCACAUACUUUAAGCCAAAAGGAAGCAACAGUGCAACAGUAUUACGUCUUACCAACGUCUCAAUUGGACGUAGCCGUAAAGGUUAUACAUUCCUUCCUGGUCAUCAACGCAGUGCACGACGUGUUAUUGUCAAAGGAGAAGACAUUAACGACAUUCCAACUAAGUACAUUAUUACUGGAUUAGAACGAUAUGAAUUACCAGUUUGUGGUACAUAUGUAGAUCCACGAGUAAUUCCUGGAUUCUAUUAUCGCGUACGACCAGCCUUAAGCAAACAUCAUUUAUUCAAUGGACGUGCUUUACGACUCAUCAGUAUUGGAUGUGGUUAUGCUAAACGAAUUACAUUCCAACCUGAUUCAUUACUUAACCCAGAAAAUUAUUUCUGGAGUGACUCACAUCCAGAUGGUUUAGGUUUUGAACCAAGGGCACUUCACGUUGGUAUGAAAUUCACAAUCCAUGCCGAUGGACAAGCUUUGGGUGAAGCAACAGUAUUUAGAGCAGAUUUUCCACAACGUGAAGAGAGCCAAAAAAUUGAAACAACAAAAGCGGGUAAAGCAAUUAUCACAAAAUAUAUCCAUGUUGAUGUAACCUGCCAUGUAAGAUUAGCUAUUAGUGGUGGAAAUGCCUCCGAUCAAGAAUACCAUUUAAUGCGAGUGUAUGGUUUAGCGGUAGUAAGAAAAGACCCAAGACAACCUGAAGCACAAGUAAUUCGAGUAGACAAUGUCGGUUUAGACUCACAAUUGAACCUUCUCUUCUUCCAUAAACAAACUGAAUUAACAUUCUACCCAUUAGAAGUUUAAAAUAUAAAAACGAAAUUUUUUCCUAAUGUGAUUUGCUUUAAAAUAUGAUGUUUGCAACAUACUUCUUACUGAUUCGACAUAAACAACGUAUUAAUUUCUGCGUAACUAUUGUGAUGAUUUAGUUUUAAAUUAUUUACGGUACGAUUUAGUUUUUUGUGACGUUGACGUUUUCGAAUGUCACUGAUAAUUUUGCAAAGAUCCAUCGUUGAAUGAGAAGGUGAAUAAAAAAAUGAAUACAUUAUAAGAUUUUAAAAAUUGAAUUUAAAUAUUUUAUGAAAUUGUUAAACAAAUAAAUGUAAGUCUGAUUAUAUACUCGUUAAAAGGAGAAAAGGCGGCUCCAUCAUCCCAGCAAAUGGGUUUAAUAAUUAUUUUUGUUCAGUAUUGAAAAUGAUUAUUUUUUUGAGUUUAUAUUUAUUAUUUUAAAUUUGUUGAGUUUUCGACAAACAAUUUUUUUUUUAAUUAAGUGAUAAGAAAAUGGUCCUAGACAAUUUUGAAAUACUUUUUUAUAUGUCAAAAUUUACUGUAAGAAAAUAA
This is a messenger RNA of Chrysoperla carnea, 2261 nucleotides long. RefSeq lists its product as uncharacterized. The record is from RefSeq and is a predicted model, not a curated record. The transcript is spliced from 6 exons. Bases 57 to 1727 code for a protein of 556 amino acids. Lineage: Eukaryota; Metazoa; Arthropoda; Insecta; Neuroptera; Chrysopidae.